Messenger RNA from Suillus bovinus, 1265 nucleotides. RefSeq lists its product as uncharacterized. The transcript has 3 exons. Bases 120 to 1049 code for a protein of 309 amino acids. Lineage: Eukaryota; Fungi; Basidiomycota; Agaricomycetes; Boletales; Suillaceae. The record is from RefSeq and is a predicted model, not a curated record.
GCAACAAUAUCAGCAUGCUCCCCUAGUAAACAAUAGUCCUGGGAUAGCCCGAUCCCUUAAAAUACAACGGGUGUUUGUCUCUUGAUUUACUCCGUCUUCACUUCCUAACAUCAUCACACAUGCAUUCGCCCCCUGUAACUUCAUCACGUCCAUUCGCACCAAGACCCUUCCCUCCUCCAUCCCUCACUGAUGUCCCUCAUGAAUAUAUCGUCGACCAGCUCAGAACUCUCGCGUCUCACUACUGGGAUAGGCCCCAGACCGCAGAUUGUACCAUCAUCGUACCUGUUCCACAUCAUCGACCACGUCCAGCAAAUGAUUCCCCAACCACUUCGUCAGACUCUUCACCGGAGCCCUCACCGAGUAUUCAGGUAGACACUGGAAGACGGGUCACAGAACCUACUAUCCAUGCCGUACCUCGAAUGAAGUUAAGAUUACAUAUGGACUACCUCUCUUCGCAUUCAACGUUAUUACGAGGUCUCUUCAGUGGUGCAUCGCCCAAUGAUCUCAUUCACACUGGCGCCACUCAACCCCGACCCCGACAUCCUCCCCUGCAUGUUCCAGACAGCCGUCUUCCUUCUCUUCUACCUUCUCCGCCGUCGCACCCUACUCUAUUUCUCCCCGUUCCUGAUCCAUCCUCCAUACGUCUCAUUUUUCAUUGGAUGUACUUUGGGCAGACGACGCUCAUGGAAGACUGUCUAAAUCGGGGUGUCAUCCACUGGGAGGGGAUCGCGCGCAACGUGGAGUACUUGGGGCUUCCCACAGAUAUAAAAGUGUUCCUGGGGCGGUGGUACAGGAACUGGCUUCUUCCGGCUCACAGCCGGGGCGGUUAUGCGACCUAUUCGCUCACGGAUGAUGACGAUUCUGACAUUGAGCUGGAACUCGAUGAUGAUGACGAUGAUGACGACGAGACGGAUGACGACGACUACUCAGCUGAUAUCUCAUGCGCGGAGGAUGAUGUAGAUGCCAUCGCAGAUUUCGAGCGGGGCCGUACGCGAACGAUACGCCCCUUGGCGCGGCUAUGCGGGAAGUUACAGAUGUGUGGAGUAUGACAGGCAUCUGACAAGAGUCCUUACGAAUAGUUCAAUGUAUUUCAUAAUGAUUUGGUCUAUCUUUAUUCAUUCUGUACGAUACCCCCAUUUUCACAAAGUUUGAGAAUUUCACCGUGUGGCGCCCCGCUAUCCUAAAGUGCGCUUAUGUGAUACCAAAGUUCUCGCCGUAAUCCAUACAAUUGUCCCUCCUGUGUCAGAUACAAAAGUCGAGACAGA